This is a messenger RNA of Daucus carota subsp. sativus, 1266 nucleotides long. Its product is annotated as transcription factor MYB4. NCBI's taxonomy places the organism in Eukaryota, Viridiplantae, Streptophyta, Magnoliopsida, Apiales, Apiaceae. The record is from RefSeq and is a predicted model, not a curated record. The transcript has 3 exons. Bases 141 to 1040 code for a protein of 299 amino acids.
AGAUUCAUUCAAUCAUCCACACUCUGAUCUGCAAACUAGAGAGAGAGUGAGUGAAUGAGAGUGAAGAGAUUCUUUGUGAUCAUCCAUAGAUUCUAGAAUCAAGAAAGAUUAAACAAAAGAAAAGAGCAGUUGGUAAAAAAAUGGUGAGAGCACCAAGCAUUGAUAAGAAUGGGAUCAAGAAAGGUGAGUGGAGUAAAGAAGAAGAUGAUAAGCUGAAGGCUUAUAUUAACAGAUAUGGAAUUUGGAACUGGCGUCAGCUUCCCAAGUAUGCAGGGUUAUCUCGUUGCGGGAAGAGUUGCAGGUUGCGGUGGAAGAAUUAUCUACAGCCUGAUGUUAAACGGGGUAACUUCACUAAAGAAGAAGAGGACAUUAUCAUCAACUUACAUAAUCAGCUCGGAAAAAAAUGGUCAAUUUUUGCAAAACAUCUACCGGGAAGAACAGACAAUGAAAUUAAAAACUACUGGCACACUCAUCUGAAGAAACGGACACAAGGCCAAAAUAAUUUAACUCCGCCAUCCAAUCAAGUGAAGGCCGAAUCUAGUUGUCAGACACCGCAAAUAUUAAAAGAAGAGAUCAAACGAGAGCCAUCUCAAACUGAUAAUAACCAUCACCAAAUUUCUACUCUCGGCCUCUGUCAAGGCUUAACCUCUCCAAGUGUCUCAGGUUGCAGUACUGGACUCUCCCGAAGCUAUUAUGAUGCACCUUCACAUCAAGAAUCAUCGGGUAAUAUCUGGAACCAAGACCUUAUGGUUGAAGAUUAUGAGCUGGCACAAGGAUCGUCCUGCAGUGACUUCUCUUUUAGCUAUUCGGAUGAUUCGAAUAUGAGCAAUCUAAUGACGGCUGGGGAUCAUACUACUAUCACUCCUACAUAUGAAUGUUUUGAUGAUUUUUGGAGUCAGCUACUGGAGACGGAUUACAUGGUCAGUUCAUACAAACAUCAACAGCCGUUUGUGGACCCGGUUAAUAUUCCAAGUUCUCCAAUUGCUGAUGAAGUAUUUUUGUGGUCUUAUGACUUGAGUAGUGAUGAGAGUAAUAGGUAAAACAUGUAAAGAAAGGCUAGCUAUCUGCAAUAUCAGUUACCCAUAAUUACCUGAUAAUUAAGUACGUAGUAGUCAUAUAUAAUAAUUACCUGGUAAUUGAGUGUGGUGAGUGAAUCUGUAAUUAUUUGUAAUGUUCAUGUCUGAAACAUACAAGACUGAAGAACAAACCAAUGUUGGGCAAGUGUACUAUUUUGGAGUUUCCAAUAAAAAUAUUACUACUUGCAUA